Messenger RNA from Exophiala xenobiotica, 1839 nucleotides. RefSeq lists its product as uncharacterized. Gene Ontology annotation, cellular component: nucleus. The transcript is spliced from 2 exons. Bases 107 to 1735 code for a protein of 542 amino acids. Gene Ontology annotation, molecular function: protein-arginine N-methyltransferase activity. The record is from RefSeq and is a predicted model, not a curated record. Gene Ontology annotation, biological process: peptidyl-arginine methylation. NCBI's taxonomy places the organism in Eukaryota, Fungi, Ascomycota, Eurotiomycetes, Chaetothyriales, Herpotrichiellaceae.
CCUUUCUCGAUUGCAACCUAGACACAAGCUGCACUUUUGAAAACCGAUUGUCACUACCGAGGUCUCAUUUGGUGUCGUUAGUCUCGCGUACCGAGUUUUCGUGAUCAUGCCUCCGGAAAAUGUCGAGCUAGACGGACUCAGCGAAUCAUCCUCGUUGUCCGACCCUUUGGACCCAACAAACGAUGAGGGAUGGGAAGACGUCGAACAAGACGAAGAGUCGAUCACCGUCGUCUCGCUUUUUGACGAGAAGACCUUUCCCGACGCUACGGGCAUGCUGACUUACUGCCGAGACAGCUAUGGUUUUGAUAUCUGGAAGCUAAGGCAAGACUUUGGUCUUGAUUUUCUCGACCUCGUCAAAUUAGUAAAUUAUGUCCGGUCAGAGGUCAAAGCGGGCAACACCCAUCCUGACGUAUCCACGAAAUCAGUUUUCGAGGACGACAAAUUCCUCAAGCCUGUCCUAGAGGACGACGCUCUGCUGUACAGUAUGGACGACGUCUUCGGAGAUGAUGCCGGCGCAGGACCGGCCAGCGAAGUCGAGCAACUCCGCGAACAGCUCGCCACGUUGCAGUCCCAGUUCGAGGCAUAUAGGGAGCAAGUACAGAACGCCAUGCUGGAGCGGCUUGAAGGGCAGGACGCACUACCCGGUCCAAGCACUGCUCGGGCGAAGGCGCCGGCCCAGGCUAGCACUAUCGUGGACGAACUCGAUAAAGACUACUUCAAAUCUUACUCAUACAACUCGAUCCACGAGUCCAUGAUCAAAGACCGCAUCCGGACCGACGCGUAUCGGGACUUCAUCUACGACAACAAGUCGCUGUUCAAAGACAAGGUUGUCCUGGACGUUGGCUGCGGCACGGGCAUACUGUCCAUGUUCUGCGCGAAAGCGGGCGCCCGACUCGUCAUUGCAGUCGACAAUUCGGACAUCAUCGACAAGGCCCGCGAGAAUGUGUACCAUAACAACCUGCAAGACACGGUCAAAUGUCUACGGGGCAAGAUCGAGGAGGUCACGGUCCCUGUGGAUCAAGUCGACAUCAUCGUGAGCGAGUGGAUGGGAUAUUGCCUCCUGUACGAAUCGAUGCUGGACUCGGUCCUGUAUGCGCGCGACAAGUAUCUGGCGCCAGAUGGACUGAUGGUGCCGUCGCACGCGACGCUACGAAUCGCCCCGCUUGCAGACUCGGAGUUGAAAGCGGCGCACAUCGAUUUCUGGCGCGACGUCUACGGCUUUGACAUGACCGCCAUGCUGGAGCGGGCGCACGAGGAAGUCAUUGCUCGCAUUGCGGACAAGGACGAACUUGCGGCGGAGAGCGUUUCGUUUCUGGAGCUGGAUCUGCAUAAGACCAAGGUCGGCGAUUUGACGUUCAGCAAACCAUUCACCAUGAAGUGGAAGGACGGGGCUAGAUUGCUGGAAGGAUUUGUCGUCUGGUUCGACAUCAUUUUCGCCACGGACAAGGCGCAGAGUACUAGUACUAUCGGAGCAGGCAUGACUGCGGCCGAGGCAAAGGACAAAGGGCUCGUCGCAUUCUCGACCGGUCCGUAUUCCGAAGCGACGCAUUGGCAGCAGGGCAUUUUCUUGAUCAAAGACCCCGGGCGAGCCGACGAAUUUGCGCCGGGAGACGAGAUCAGUGGCCAGAUCACAUAUGUGAAGAGAGAAGGACAGGAGAGGGCAUUGGAGAUUGAGAUCUCAUGGGGCAAAUCUGAGCAAAGCCAGACCAGGAAGCAGAUGUGGGUGCUUGAGUGAAAACCGGUCAUCAAACCGGUCUUGGAGAUAAAAAUGUGUACUGUUAGCAGGUAGAUGAACUCCCUCCAGAGCAGCUUGCGUGGCCUACCUAUGAAUACCGGGCC